Molecule: messenger RNA, 1593 nt
Organism: Colletotrichum chrysophilum
Lineage: Eukaryota; Fungi; Ascomycota; Sordariomycetes; Glomerellales; Glomerellaceae
Gene: CCT2
Product: T-complex protein 1 subunit beta
Exons: 4
Coding region: 1-1593 (530 amino acids)
Biological process (GO): protein folding
Cellular component (GO): cytosol; chaperonin-containing T-complex
Molecular function (GO): ATP hydrolysis activity; ATP binding; ATP-dependent protein folding chaperone
Source: RefSeq, a predicted model, not a curated record
AUGUCGUCCUUCAGCCCGACACAAAUCUUCGAGGACGGAACCACCGAGGAGAAGGGAGAGAAUGCCCGUCUCUCCGCAUUCGUGGGCGCCAUCGCAGUUGGCGACCUCGUGAAGAGCACCCUCGGCCCCAAGGGUAUGGACAAGAUUCUGCAGUCUGCCUCGACCGGCGAGAUUAUGGUCACGAACGACGGUGCCACCAUCCUCAAGUCUAUUGCCCUCGACAACGCGGCCGCGAAGGUCCUCGUCAACAUCUCCAAGGUUCAGGAUGACGAAGUCGGUGACGGCACCACCUCCGUCGCUGUCCUCGCCGCGGAGCUCCUCCGUGAAGCUGAGAAGCUCGUCGACAAGAAGAUCCACCCCCAGACCAUCAUUGAGGGUUACAGAAUAGCCAGCCAGGCUGCCCUAAAGGCCCUGAACGAGCUUGCCGUCGACCGCAGCAACAACCCCGAGGCCUUCAGAAAAGACAUGCAGGCCAUCGCCCGUACCACCCUUAGCUCCAAGGUCCUCGCCCAGGACCGCGACCACUUCUCCAAGCUCGCCACCGACGCCGUGCUCCGACUCAAGAACUCAUCCGACUUGAGCCACAUCCAGAUUAUCAAGAAGGCCGGCGGCAAGCUGAGCGACUCCUACCUCGACGAGGGGUUUAUUCUCGAUAAGAAGAUUGGUGUCAACCAGCCCAAGCGUUUGGAGAAGGCCAAGAUUCUCGUUGCCAACACAUCGAUGGACACGGACAAGAUCAAGAUCUUUGGCGCUCGUGUCAAGGUCGGAUCCACCAGCAAGCUGGCUGAUCUCGAGAAGGCGGAGAAGGAGAAGAUGAAGGCCAAGGUCGAGAAGAUCAAGGCGCACGGUAUCAACUGCUUCAUCAACAGACAACUCAUCUACAACUGGCCCGAGCAGCUCUUCACGGACGCGGGCAUCAUGUCAAUCGAGCACGCCGACUUUGACGGUAUUGAGAGACUGGCUUUGGUCACGGGCGGUGAGAUUGCUUCUACUUUCGACCACCCCGAGCAGGUCAAGUUGGGAUCGUGUGAUGUGAUCGAGGAGGUCAUUAUUGGCGAGGACACUCUGAUCAAGUUCUCCGGUGUCGCUGCGGGCGAGGCUUGCACGAUUGUGCUGCGUGGUGCUACGGAUCAGCUCCUGGACGAGGCUGAGCGCAGUCUGCACGAUGCGCUGGCCGUCCUGUCACAGACGGUGAAGGAGCCCUGGACCACUCUUGGCGGUGGAUGUGCUGAGAUGAACAUGGCCAAGGCCGUCGAGGGCGCCGCUACCCGCGUUGAGGGCAAGAAGCAGAUGGCCGUCAGCAGCUUCGCUGUUGCUCUGCGCCAGCUUCCCACCAUCCUGGCUGACAACGCCGGUCUUGACUCUGGCGAGCUUGUCGCCCGUUUGAGGAAGGCUAUCUAUGACGGCAUGACGAAUUACGGACUCGACCUGCUGACGCCCAGCGGUGGUAUUGCCGACAUGCGCGACCUGGGUGUCGUCGAGAGCUACAAGCUGAAGAGAGCGGUUGUUUCUUCUGCCAGCGAAGCAGCAGAGCUUCUUCUCCGUGUAGACGAUAUUAUUCGCGCUGCCCCUAGACAAAGGCAGCGGGCUUAA